AGUCGGACGUUUUUCGAGGUGACACAAAACAAACUAUAGUUCGAGAAGCUGCAGGAACUUGCCAACGGGGUGUGAAAUAGGUAAAAUAGUGACACUCUAGAAAUAUUUAUAGGAAAAACAUGAAAAGAUAGCCUUUGUAUGUGUCAACAUUUGGCAACAGUUGUUUCCGGUGUCACUCAUUUAGCUAGCAUGCUCAACGCAUCUGGCGGUUCCGCUGAUGACCCCAAAUCGGCGGUUGUCCAGCGAAGAAUUGCCGUGUACAAAGGCCCCAGGAGCGGACACAAAACCAACCCAAUCAGUGUCAUACUGGUUAGCUCUGGAAGCCGAGGGAACAAGCUGCUAUUUCGGUAUCCCUUCCAGAAGGUCGCCGACUGCGGGGAAUCGCAUACAGGAAAAGAGCGGAACCGAUAUGCAGUUAAUACAACAGGGGAAGUUGAAGACCAAGAUGGCGAUUCAAGAGAACCAUCUUCACUAACUGAUGAACAGUUGGUAGCAGGGUUCUCCGACAGCAUCCUGGCCACCAUCCUGGCCACCAAAUCGGACAUGUGCGGCAAGAAAUUUGAGCUGAAGAUUGACAAUGUUCGAUUUGUGGGUCACCCGACUUUGCUACAGCAUCCUCACGUCAUUCAGGUGUCCAAAACAGAUCCUUCGCCCAAGCGUGAGAUGCCCACCAUGAUCCUGUUUAAUGUUGUUUUUGCAUUGAGGGCCAACGCCGACCCCUCGGUCAUCAACUGCAUGCACAACUUGUCACGCCGCAUCGCCAUCGCGCUGCAACACGAGGAGCGUCGCUGCCAGUACCUGACCAGAGAAGCCAAACUCAUGCUGGCCGUGCAGGACGAGAUCACCACCGUCACCGAAACUGAUGCAAGUCCACAGUCGCCGUUUAGGCAAAUUCUACCCAAAUGCAAGCUGGCCAAAGACCUGAAGGAGGCGUACGACAGCCUGUGCACCACCGGCAUGGUGAGACUACACAUCAACAACUGGCUGGAGGUGAGCUUCUGCUUACCACACAAGAUCCACCGCAUCGGAGGCAACUACAUCCCCCCUGAGGCGUUAGAACGCAGCCUGAAGGCCAUCAGGCCCUAUCACGCGCUGCUGCUGCUGGAAAGCGAGAAGGCGCUCCUGAGCCAACUUCCCGUCGACUGCUCUCCCGCCAUGAUGCGCCUCAUCAAGACGUGCUCGGCGGUGAAGAACCUUCAGCAGCUGGCCCAGGACACUGAUCUGGCCUUGCUUCAGAUCUUUCAGAUUGCUGCCCACCUGGUUUACUGGGGCAAGGCCAUCAUCAUCUACCCUCUGUGUGAGAACAACGUCUACAUGCUGUCUCCGCACGCCAACAUCUACCUAUACUCCGCUCAGGCUGAACAGUUUGCACAGAAGUUCCCCGGUCAUGAUCUUCCUUCUAUGUUGGCCAAGUUCUCGCUGCCUGUCUCGCUGGCUGAGUUCCGGAACCCGCUGGAAGCUCCUGCACAGGAGGCCCAGCUGAUCCAGAUGGUGGUGUGGAUGCUCCAGCGCCGCCUUCUCAUCCAGCUGCACACCUACGUCUGCCUGAUGGUGCCGCCCGUCGAGGACGAGCCGGCGUUCAGGGAUGACGACCUCCUGUUGGCGUCCAGAGUCGGGAGUCGCAGUCUGAGCACCCCGACCGCCCUCAGUUUCGGCUCACCGACCAGCAGUGACGAUAUGACCCUGACCAGCCCCAGCAUGGACAACUCCAGCGCUGAGUUGGCGCCCGGCGGAGACUCUCCUCUCAACAAGAGGAUCCUGUUAACCGAGACCCUUUUAGCCAGCCUGUCAGACUACGAGAGGCAGUUCAUUCUUAACAUCCCCGCCGCUCAGAAUCAAGAAGAUCUCAGGAUGUUUACCAGGCUGCUGCACUAUUUCCGGGGCCACCACCACCUGGAAGAGAUCAUGUACAACGAGAACAUGCGGCGCUCGCAGCUCAAGACGCUCUUGGACAAAUUUCGCAGCGUCCUAGUGGUGACCAAUCACGAAGAUCCUAUUAUUUCCAUUUUUCAGUCGCCGACGGAGUAGCGUCAGCCAGAGGGACGGCGCCGUCAAACCAUCUGGCCUUGCUGGGAAGUAGCCAGGAUAUACAUGACGUGUUUUUUUGGGGGGGUUUUUACCCUCCAUGUGGCAAUUGUUAGCAUAGUAAAUUAUUUUGUACAUAAUAGUUAAGAUAAGAGAAAUGACAUGUGUUUGAUCAUGUGUUUUGGACUGCGGAGGUGCACACGCCGUUGACUUAAUGCUCAUUCCAGACCUCCACCUCCUGACUCCCGGAGGUGGGAGAGGACUUGGACAUCAGACAGGCUGUUUUUGCUUUGAAGGGAGGAGAGAGAGGUUCAAACAUCUGUGGAAUCAAUGAGGCCCGAAGCCUCUCGAGUGUUUAUUAAAAAAAAAAAAAGAAGGUCUGAGCUUAACAGUCAUGAGUGCGUAAUUGUUUUGUUUUUUUCCACUGUCCAGUUUAUCUUGUUAUGACAUUAAUUGUAGGAGUUAGAGUAUAAUAUUGUGUGUUUGUAGUGUUGUCAUAUGUACGGUCAUCACUCAGUGAUUUACUGCAUUGUCUCCUUCAGGUCUCCAAGUCUUUCCGCCUCUUUAUUCACAACGCUAACACAAGCGUUUCCACGGAGAUAAAACCUCAGCGGCUUCUUGGCCCACUCCCCGUGUGACUCGAUGCCAACGCGCGGGGCCGACACGAUAUUGUGAUCUUCUGUAGCGGUGGAAUGUGUGUCUUCCAGCCAUACUUCCGAGUCGGAUGCCAGAUCCUGACGGUCAAAGCGGCGUUGGACAUCGAGAGCCUGGCAUAGUUUCGAGGGACCGUUGCACAGCUCUUUGUCCUUGAGCGGCCGGGCCUCGUUUUUCCGUUUGGAUGCCCGAAGUUGCCUCAUGACGGCGUGGCCAUGCAGGGGCUCCAGGGAGCGAAGAAGCACUGCAGCACCAUCACCUGCGGAACGCAACAAUAUCUUUUAGGGUUACUUUUUACUACCUGACUAUUACUACCAAAAAUACUGGCUUUUUAAAGCUGUUGUGUUGUUAUUCUGUGUAAAAUAGCUUCAUACGUCAAUAUCUGCAGGAC
Messenger RNA from Doryrhamphus excisus (bluestripe pipefish), 3070 nucleotides. Lineage: Eukaryota; Metazoa; Chordata; Actinopteri; Syngnathiformes; Syngnathidae. The record is from RefSeq and is a predicted model, not a curated record.